UACAAAUAUUAUAAGUUUCUAACACACAACAGAACACGGACAACAAAGUACACGCACGACACGAGAGUCAACGACACAGACAGCCGGAAAACAUGAAGAGACUCCACCGCGGCGGAGAUCACCCAGAGAUGCAAAAGACGGAAAACAUGAAGAGACUCCGCCGCGGAGAUCACCCAGAGAUGCCAAAGAAGACAGUCGACGCCGGUGCAUCAGGAGGAGGAGAAGAAGGAAUCACCUGCGGGGGCUGCGGGACGCCGGUGUCGAUGGAACUCGAUGACGAUCAUCAUCACGUUCACAUGGAUCUGCUGUCGUCGGCUGAUUCCGACGCUGUUUGGGACAAGUUCCUUCCCCCUGAUAUCCCCUCCAUCCUAUCUCACUCCUCCUCCUCCGAGAAGAAGCUUUACCUCACUCUCUGCGAAAACCCUGUCCUCGUUGACGACGGCAAAAUGAGUUUUACUCUGGACAAAUGGAGUGGGAAAAAAUGUUACAUGAUAUCGCCGAAGGACCUUAUGAUUAUUUGGGGUGAUACUCCUGAGUACUGGAAAUGGAUUUCUCUUGCCAACUCCAGGUUUGAGGAGGUGGCUGCGCUUGUAGUUGUUUGGUGGCUUGAGAUCCGUGGCAAAAUUGAUACACGGAUUCUUUCCCCCUCCACUGUCUACAAAGCUUAUCUUGUGUUCAUGUUAAGUGAAGGGGCUAGAGGAUUUGAUCGUGACGAUCCCUUGGAGGUCAAGGUAGGACUUUUUGGGGAAGAAGAGACUAGUAGUAAGCGCAUUGUGUUUCUGGGGAGACAGAACAUUACCGGGAGACCCAUGGAAAUCGAUGAAACUCAAUAUCCAAAGAAAAGGCCCGACGGCUGGCUGGAGGUGGAGAUUGGAGAGUUUUUCUGUCCAGGAGAAGAAGAUGGGGGGUUAAUGGAGAUGACAUGUAUGGAUGUUGACCUUCAUAGAAUGAAGAGAGGCCUUAUUGUUCAGGGGAUUGAAGUCAGGCCCAAAAGAGCGUAGGAAGUUUAACUUGCCCAAAACUUUCUACUUUGACAUUAUAAGUGGCUAAACCCUGAUCAUCAACGGUGGUUACAAUUCUCUUGAAUAAUUAUUUAAUGAUUCCUUUCACCUUUGAAUACUCGUUGUAAAACGUUAUGAACUUAUUUGAUGGAUGGAUAGAUCGGGAGAUCUGUUAUCACAUGUAUAGUUUUUUUUACCUAGGAAUGGUUGCAUUCUCUUCUCGGCCAAGUUCAUGGUGCACAACAAAGUAAUAUUACCCUAA
Messenger RNA from Malus domestica (apple), 1263 nucleotides. Lineage: Eukaryota; Viridiplantae; Streptophyta; Magnoliopsida; Rosales; Rosaceae. The record is from RefSeq and is a predicted model, not a curated record.